Molecule: messenger RNA, 2480 nt
Organism: Silurus meridionalis
Lineage: Eukaryota; Metazoa; Chordata; Actinopteri; Siluriformes; Siluridae
Gene: epoa
Product: erythropoietin a
Exons: 5
Coding region: 714-1256 (180 amino acids)
Biological process (GO): nucleate erythrocyte development
Cellular component (GO): extracellular region
Molecular function (GO): cytokine activity; erythropoietin receptor binding; hormone activity
Source: RefSeq, a predicted model, not a curated record
GAUUUAUUCAAAUUCGUUUCCUGCUUAGCAUGCUAUAAAUAUUUCCAUUUCUUUAUUCUGAAGACACGUCUGCUCGUUUGUAUCUCCUUUAGGACACCAGCCCUGUCUUUACAGCUCAUUAUGCUCACAGUAAUGGGGAUCUCUCUCUUCCUCUCUCUUCCUCUCUCUCCUCUACGUGUAAAACUGCUCUCUGAGCUGCAGUCCGAUUCGCAGAAGUAGUGAGGAGCUCUGCACUGCAUCCAUCAGCACUGUUUAUCCGUCUCAUCCGAUCUGUCGGGUUUGAGCGUCGACAAUAUCGUGCGAGAUCAAUGCUGUGAUUAUUGCUAUUAGGCCUAUUUGUUUGCAGUGUCACCUCCACAUGGAAGUCAGCCAAGAGGAAAAUACAUAAUCAGAGGAUGAGCCGGUCAGAGAGGAAACAUUUCUUAGGAUUAUUUAGGCUACCUCUUUGGACUGCUGCGUAAAAAUACACGCUAUGUGACAACAAUGAAAGAAAAACAGCCUUUCCGAACAGGAAGUAGGCAAGUUCAGAAAAGCUUUCCAACCAAUUGCAUGGUCAAAGCGAGAUAUAAAAAAAAAGGCAAACGGAUGCCACGGCAUAAGUGCGAACUCAAUGACAGCUCGGUUACAAAGUGCUUCACGUGCAAUUAAUGGCCAAUAGGCGGGACUGCGAGCAAUGCGACGAGGAUCCUGCAAGGGAUUAUGCGAAUUCUUAGAUGGAGAUGCCCAGAUUCUUUGCCUUGCUGCUGAUCUUCCUGGAGUGGAUUCGGCCUGGCCUGCCCUCCCCUUUGCGGCCCAUCUGUGAUAUGCGUGUUCUCAACCACUUCAUUGAGGAGGCGCGUGAUGCCGAGGCUGCUAUGAGGUUUUGUAAAGAGGAAUGCAGUGUUGCUGUGCCUCUCACGGUUCCCUUGACCAGUGUGGAUUUUGCUGUGUGGGAAAAGAAAAACAUAGAAGAGCAGGCUCAAGAAGUCCAGGCAGGUCUGUGGCUGUUAAACAUGGCCAUCAGCUCAUUAAGUGCAUCAAUCACCAGCUCUGCGCUCCAUUCCCACAUAGAUGCCACCAUCAGAAACAUCGCCAGCCUGAAGCAGGUGCUGCGCAGCCUCAGUAUACAGGACUAUGUACCUACAGGUGGUGGGACAGAAGAGACAUGGAGAGUGUCUUCAGCCUCCGAGCUCUUCCAGGUCCACAUCAACUUUCUUCGUGGGAAAGUGUACCUUGUGCUCCGCAAUGCACCUGUCUGCCAGCAACAAAUCACAUGAUUGGCACAUGUACAGGACAGAACUGGAACCCAUUAUAUUGGAGCAGACUUUAUUAGAAGACAGAACAUUAGUACUAAACUGUCAGGGGCGUUGUGCUCACCUGCAUGGAGCACUUUCUCAUCAUCAAUGAAGAAUGGAAGACAAUAUUUAUCUUCUAGAACUCUAGAUGGCCUUAGGAUUCAGAUCUCUUCACUGCUGCCCCGACCAACCCUGCAGACUUUUCUGUCUGUAAUGCAAACUGUCACUCCUUUCUCUUAAUUUGACUGUUAUAUCCCAGAUGCAACUGCAUCAACCCUAAUCAGAUACCACUUUUAAUAUUUUUUUUUGUAUUUUUGGUGAUUUUAUGAUGCUUAAUAUUUAUAUAGAUUUCUACUAGCUGGAUCGUGGGUUAUAUUAUAAAGCUAAAGUAUGAGGAAGCUGCCUGCUUUCUGUCUUAGCCUUUUACACCUCUAAAAAUUGACCUGCUGCUUUAAAGACAUAUUUAUCAUUCUCAGUAAUGCACUGAUUUUAUAUAGAUUGUAUGAUGUGUGAGAGAGAGAUAGCCGAGAGUGUGCAAGCGUAAAGGAAUGUGAGUAAUUUUGGAGUGUGUGUGUGCGUGUGCGUGUGUGUGUGUGUGUGAGAGAGAAUGAGAGAAAGAGGGAUAUCAGUGGACAGACUGUUUACAGGUCACUUCUGGUGAGAGGAAGAGCGACCAAAUAGUUACGCUUUUGGGGGAAACUGGGGGGUUAUGUGAGGGCUGAUGAGGUUUUGUGUUGAUUAUAAGCGUCUGCACUGGAUUCACGUGCAAACGCACAGCACCGCACAGAGAAUGGCCAGGAAAAAUAUUGCGUCACUGCCAGGAAAAAUAUUGAUUGGUUUGCAUGAAGAACAUCCUGCCUGACUCCUGCUCUGUUCACAGUCUGGUGUAAUGGCCUGGGAAACGUUUGGGUAGAUGACGUAUGUCUGAUGUUUCUCUUUGUGUUUCAGGCUUGGAUUGGUCAUUCUUGUUGGCGUCUGUCUCUUUUUUUUUUUUUCCAAACAAUGUUUUUGCUAUGGGGAUCGUUUUUGAUGUUUGUGAAUCAGUGUGUGAAUGCAAAAAAGGAAGUUUGUAAUAUCACUUUCCUGUUUGUUACGGUUGUUUGCUUCUUUUACCACUUGUCCUAUUCGGUCAAUUAAAUGCAAAAUAUUAUUCUGAAACGUAGCUGAAGGAAAUCAGGGAAAUAAUACUUGGCCUGCUUGAUUGUA